This is a messenger RNA of Colletotrichum abscissum, 264 nucleotides long. RefSeq lists its product as uncharacterized. Bases 1 to 264 code for a protein of 87 amino acids. The transcript has a single exon. NCBI's taxonomy places the organism in Eukaryota, Fungi, Ascomycota, Sordariomycetes, Glomerellales, Glomerellaceae. The record is from RefSeq and is a predicted model, not a curated record.
AUGGGAUGGGUUGCGAAUGGGACGUGUGGAUGCCCGGUGGAUGUGAAGGGUUCACUCUCAAUUCAGGUUCGCUCAGGUGGGUGCAACCAUCCUACCACCCUGCUCCUGUCCGUCCUGUGUCCUCGUCCUCGCACUCACUCACGCACUCAUGCACUCACUCAUACUCCAAAGCUGGAGUCGGAGACUCGGAGGAGUCCAGCUGCUGAUGCCGCUGCUCACUGCACAAAUCCCCCAAUGUCACUCAAAUGCAUCCUCGACAUGUAG